AUGCGCAGAACUCAUUUUCACUAUGAGCAACCACAGAAAGGUGAGAUGAGUUUUCGCAGUGGCGACGUCUUUCAUGUGGUGGAUACUCUUCACAAUGGCGUUGUAGGAUCCUGGCAAGUUUUUCGGAUUGGAAGAAAUAAUCAAGAGGUACAAAAAGGCAUCAUACCUAAUAAGGCUCGGGCUGAGGAACUUGCAACCGCACAGUUCAACGCUACAAAGAAAGAAAUGAGUGCCAACGAAAGCAGAGGUAGCUUCUUUAGGAGAAGAAGAAACAGUCACAGACGCUCGAAAUCGUUAGGAAGGGACCAUUGGGAUGAUGUAGUGUUCUCCGAUAGUGUAAGCAAAUUUCCAGCGUACGAACGUGUAAUCUUAAGACAUCCUGGAUUUGUCAGACCCGUUGUUCUCUUCGGACCUGUGGCCGAUCUUGCUAGAGAAAAGCUGCUAAAAGAUUUCCCUGAUAAGUUCACUUCGCCACAAAUGGAAAGUCAAAUGGAAGAUGGUACAGGGAAAAACACCAAAACAUCCGGCAUUAUUCGUCUGAGCGCUAUCAGAGAAGUGAUGGACAGGGGCAAGCACGCGCUGCUUGACAUUACUCCGAAUGCCGUGGAUCGCUUAAAUUACGCUCAAUUUUAUCCAAUCGUCAUUUUCUUAAAGGCCGAGACGAAGCAGGUCAUCAAAGAGAUGAGAGCAGGCAUACCAAAAUCAGCUCACAAAAGCAGUAAAAAGCUUUUGGAGCAGUGUCAAAAGCUCGACAAGAUCUGGGGACACGUAUUCAGUGCUGUAAUCACUCUCAAUGCACCGGAAGCUUGGUACCGGAAACUGAGAGAGCUCAUCGACCGCCAACAGCAAAGUUCGCUAUGGAUGAGUCAAACUAAGCCGGAAGAAGCUCUCUCGGAUGACUUCCUAUUCCCGAUGACUUCUCGCCUCUCCUACGCUUCCUCUCCGGAGAGCGAUUUGGAGCUGAGCCCAGCGCCUGUUAUCCCUGGCACUUUGGGUCCACCAUCGCGGCUAAAGAGUAGUUCUGAUCCGAGUAUUGCUACUCAAGAUGAUACUACUGCGCCGCCACCGUAUUCAACGAAUUAUCAGCAAUCAUUCGAACAACAGAAGAGAAGAUCUCAAGGAGUAGGCGAUAGCAAGUAUGGUUUCUCCUUGUCCGGUCAAAGGAGCAAUCAGUCCGGCUCGCCGGAAUAUUUGGGCAGCUCCUUCGAGCCUAGAUCUUCUCAUCAUAGUCCACCGGACCUGCCACCGCGAGUUGAUCGAAAUGUGAAACCGAUUAAUCAAGUGCCACGGGGAACGAUAGGACGGUCUGUUCAGGAACGUCUAGGAGUGAAUAAAACUGACUCAAUUCUAGAUAUGGGGAAUUACAUUAAUGCGACUUCUCACAAAGCAAAUGCCACAUCAUCUUUGGAACGGGCACAGCCGAAAGCGGGAAGUUAUGACAGUAUGUCUUCCUAUGAUUCGUACAACAAUACUAAUGGGAACGCGAACUACGGGAUGGCAAAUUUAAACACGUCGACAGGUCGUUUGGGUCCGAAUGUACCUGAUGAUCUCAAAAGCAGCAACAUACCAACGAGAGCGCACGAUCCAUAUAGAUUCACUAGAUCUACAGUUCAGCCUAUUUCCACGCAUGACGCUCAAACGCGAACCGAUUAUGCCAAAUAUAGCCGAUCAACUGACUACAAAUCGAUAUCAAUUUCACAAAACAAGCCGCCAGGCACUUAUAAACCGAUUCCUCCUCCAAAGCCGAAGAAUUACAGGCCACCUCAAGCGUUGCUUGCACAAACGGAAAAUAACGGAAACGAUGGGAGUAAUUCAUAUCAACACUCGAAGAGUUAUUCUAUUGCUACGUCGCAUGUGCAUAAUGGGGUAGAAAUCAACAGUAAUGUGCAGCGCAACAGCGGUCAGUAUUAUUACAACAUCCCGUCACCCGGUCGUCACAAUGACAGCAAUAUUGUGAACUCACAUCACAAUUUAAGUCAUCUUACAUCGCCAACACACAGCCACAGCCUCAGUCACACGCAUUCUCACUCAAGUCCGCCGGUAACUACUACGCAUUCCCACAGCAAUAGUACCAGCCAGAUCAGUCUCGGUCUGCCGCAUAACCGGAACAGUACGAAUCACAAUGGAUAUAUGCACGGUAACAACCACGCUCCCGCAGGCCCGCUUUAUCCUUCCGCUAAUCCUGGACACAAUAGGGAACCUAGCGGUCUGGACCUGGCUAGUAGCCGAGAGCAAAGAGGAAGCGCUUUUGAGCUCUACCGAAAGCCGGUCCAUCAUUACAAUAUGAGGAAUACCAUGAUAUCAACGGACGAAACUUUUUUUUAA
Molecule: messenger RNA, 2325 nt
Organism: Cyphomyrmex costatus
Lineage: Eukaryota; Metazoa; Arthropoda; Insecta; Hymenoptera; Formicidae
Gene: pyd
Product: zonula occludens-like protein polychaetoid
Exons: 10
Coding region: 1-2325 (774 amino acids)
Biological process (GO): protein localization to cell-cell junction; cell-cell adhesion; cell-cell junction organization
Cellular component (GO): bicellular tight junction; plasma membrane
Molecular function (GO): cell adhesion molecule binding
Source: RefSeq, a predicted model, not a curated record